AUGGCCACGAGUUUUGACCUUUCCUUUGGCGUCACUGAUGAGGUGAAAGACCUGAUAGACGUUGAUUCCCCCGACAUGUCACCGAUAGAACAACUGGAGAGAAAGGAGAAAGAGCAAGAACGUCUCAAGUCUCGGAUAAAGGGUGAAACUCUGCAGUUGCUGGACCUGUUGGAGACAGCAGCAGAUAAGCUGUUGGAUGAAACAUUACCGGGAGGAGAGGGUGCACACUUCGAGGCAGACGGUGUGUUCACGGCAGUGAGAAGGGGCAUCCCUGAUGUUGGGACCGUUCCUAUCGAUCGGGAUAUCGGCUUCAUCGACCUUACAAAGGAAGAUGGCCUUCCUGAGGAUGCCGGUAUAAUGGUUGUGGUGUUUGACAAUGAUCCUUUCGUGUGGAGUGAAGACGAUGCCGAAGUAUCCUCACCUGUAGUCAUGAUGACAAUCACCAAAGAUACCGAUGUCCAUGAGGGCCAGUCCCUCAAUGACAGUCCAAGUAUCACCGUUGGUCUGAAGUCUAUAGUGCAGUUUAGGACCAUGGAUGACACAGAAAAGCAGUAUCACGAGACCCUGCCGACAUCAUACAAGCAGAAACUCGAUGAUGCAAAGAAAUCAUUCCCGCUCACCAAGGUUCCCAGCCAUGACACCGACAUGAAGUAUCACGCGAUGUACAUUGCCGAUGGAGGCCAGGUGCCUCUGCUCCGAUUCUCAGUCGAUGACGUCGACACGGAGCUGCAGGUGUACGUCCGGAUUCACGACUUCCCAACUGAAGAAGAGUACGACUACACAACAACUGUCAAACCUCCUGACGUCACUGAUUAUGACGGCUUUGAGAUGCCGUACGGCUUAGUUUACUCCAACUUCACCUUUUCAUUCGUUCCGGAGGUACAAAGCGAAGACGGCUGGGUCAUAGUCGGGGUGAAGGACAAGGCUGUGUCAUCAGGUAGAGACACACCGGACAGUGGUUUCAGACGACUGCUGACGUCAGCGGAUCGAGGCUCCCAGACCACGCCCCCUCCGGGUCGCCAUGGCAACCCAUCAGGCUUCACCCUACAGACUGCUGCAGUCUCCUGUCUGAUGUGGGAAAUGGAAAAACAGAUCUGGAAUAACCACCGCUGCAAGAGCAACAUUUUUAUGAACAACAAAGUGGCCACCAGCUUUACUCUUGGACAAGCAGCAAAGCUGGACAAAUCAAACACCAGCAUGGCGGUUGUUCCCAAAGUGUCGACAAUCCCAUCAGAAGUUCCUGGUGCGGACUACGUCUACGUCGUGUCUGUCCGUACGGGAACCCAGCCUGAUGCCGGCACGGCGUCUGUGGUCGGGCUGAUGAUCACAGGGUCAGAGGGCAGGACGGCCAUGGUUACGCUCAACACCGCUGGUUUGAUCCUAGCCCGAGGUGGUGACACGUACCACAUCAUGACGACACCAGCCUCUAUCGGCGAGCUCCAGUCUGUACAGGUCUGGCACGACAGCUCCGGGAAGGGCGCCAUGGAGUCACUCUUCAUAGACAACAUCACAGUCUGGGAUGUACAGACAUCACAGGGAUUCCCUUUUCCAUGUUGCGCCUGGCUGUCUUUACACAAAGGAGACGGUAGGACAAUCAGGACGUUAAAGGUCGUGCCUGAAGGAGACAUGAGGAUAUCGGAGUAUUCCCUACCGACGUUUUCGUAUCUGCUAUAUGACGAACAUCUGCUCCUGUCAGUUAUGUGUAACUCCGGUGUGAGACACUUCAGCCGGGCGCAGCGCCUGGUCUGCUGCCUGACUCAGAUCACCCUGUGGAUGGUGGGCAGCGCCAUGUGGUACGGGGUCACAGUUGGUGCAGACGAUGUGGUUUUCCUUGACAUCGGCGUAUUCACCCUCCGUCUUUCGGAAUUGCUUGGUACUGCAGCGACGUCGUUCACGGUGUUCCUGCCAGUUUACAUCAUCCUUGUACCGAUGUUUCGUAAGCAGCUCCCUUUGGUAGAUCAGAUCCCUUCAGAUGUAUUGGAGACGCCGACAUCUCUGUCCACCCGCCGGUUUCCGUACAAGACGGUGGCGUGGAUCCUCGCCACCCUGACGUCUGUCAGCAGCAGCUUCUUCGUCAUCGUGUACAGUCUGCAGUUUGGAGCUGGGAGAAGCCAGGCCUGGCUGAAGGACUUCGUCCUGACAUUCCUGUUCUCUACAUUUUUACUGGAACCUGUUCAGAUCUUUCUGGCUGCCUGCACAAAGGCAGUCAUCAUCGCACCGAUGGUUUGCUCUGUGACAUCUUGUGUUCGAAAUGCUUUGGGGAUGAAAGCAGGGGAGAAACAGCCGUCCCCGAUCGGUAUUGUUCAAAAGAAUAACAAGGAUUAUGAUGUCCCUGAGCCGAGGGUUUUACCACCAGCCCCGAAGAAAACCGACCAUGACCCGAACUGGACGGAAAGGAUGGCUGCGGGUAGAAACAUCCUGGUUACCCUGAUGAUACUACUGAUCUUCACUGCGAAUGCCUUCUACAUCGGGGUUCUGGACUUCGACAGCCACACCUACCACGUCCGGACAUCGCUGGAGAACAGCCUGCUGUCCGGAUAUGAUGAGGUCACCACGGCAGACGACGCUUGGGAGUGGCUGUCGUCUGAACUGAUGCCGUCCCUUCAUCCAGAGCGUGGAUACAGCGGGAAGAAGCUGAGGUGGCUGGACAAACAGUUUCCGACAGGAACAAACGCAUUCCGGAUCGGUCCGGUUCGCCUGGAGAGAACCACCAUCUAUCCAGUGGACCUGCCACAGGAUGCUGGCCAGGCCGGUGCAGUGAUAGACCUCCUACAGCAGACCAACUGGAUCCUGAUGGUUUCCGAUACUCUCAUCCUCCGGGCCAACUUCUACCACCCUGACGUCAAGCUGUUCAGCACCGUGGUCAUCACCCUGCAGUACAUCCCAGGGGGCGCUGCUGAACUGCAGCCAAACAUCCAGACCUUCCGACUGUUCCAGUACGAGACAACAGACGACUUCGUCCAGAUGCUUUUCCACAUCCUGUUCCUCCUAUUCUUCAUUUACAACGCCCUUCGUGAAAUAGGCAAUAUCCGAAAGAACGGCCGUCUUUACUUCGGCAGCUUCUGGAACAUUUUGAUCCUGUGCAACAUUGGCUUGUCGACAGCCGUUAUUGUGACAUUCGGACUACGGUACAUCCGGGCAGCUGCUGCAUUGGGUGAUAUACAGCGCGUAAAAGAACUACACGGCAUUAAUGAGUUUGUGAACAUCAGUGCUGCCAGCCAAUGGGACACAACCUUCAAGUCGGUCCUGUCCUUCUCCAUCUUCAUAAGUACCUUCAGCAUCCUGCGGGUUCUCAACUUCUCCAGGAGUGUUGCUACUGUCUUUGCUUUGCCUCGUCUGAUAUACCGUGAGGCCUUUGGGUAUGCGGUGUACAUGCUGGUUAUCAUAGUGGCCUACGGCUUCUGCGGGAUACUGAUAUUCGGCAAACACAUGAAGAGCUUCUCCGCCUUUAAGGAAACAUCGUACGUGCUGUUUGAGAUGGGCCUGGGGAGGCCGUUCGUCGAUGUCUUUGCCGACGAUAUGAAGAGAGUGGAUCGUGUGAUGGGACCUCUGUACUUUUCUACAUUCGUCUUGGUCUUCAUCACAUACCUGAUGAAUCUAGGCGUCGGGAUGCUGUGUAACUGGCUGAGCUACUGUCAGACGUCAGACGACAUUGAGGUGGACACCGCGAUGGGAGAUUACUUCUGGAACUCCUUCAGGAGUCUUCUGGGCAUGCGCCAUGAGUCCCAAGUCUCUGACGAUGAGGCUCCACUUCCGGAAUACUUUAUGAAAGAGACCUUCCAGCGGACGGAUGCGGUACUGCAGGAGGUGGACAGGGUGACUGACUUGAUGUACAAGUUUGAGUGCAAGGAGCGAGGUUCCACGUCUACUGAUCCAUACGCUUAAAGUUUAACAAUUUGAUUUCAUAAGAGCUAUGAUAUGCGUUAUGUAUUUGAAUGAAUAAGAAAUGUAUAUAAAAAGGUUUUGCAAUACAAGUCACUUAUAUCUUACUUUUAAUAAAUUAUGGUUGUCUUUCAUCAAACGUGUUUGCUGAUGUUAGAUUACUAGUAGUCUUCUUUUAUUAUCAAUAAUAUAUUGCUCUGAAUAUCUGAAUACAUUACCUGGAUUUUACGCUAUUUUUCAAAUUGUAUUCUAACAUGACACAGCAAAUGUGUUUAUCAAGUAGUUUGAGGAUGGGUUCUGCCUAUAAUUGAGACAUAUAAAUGGCAAUAUUCGUUUAAAGUUGUGAUACAGUGUAAUGGUGCGAAGAAUAAGUCAUGUAAAUACUGUAUAACAAACUACCAUCAAUAAGUCUUGUGCAUUAUUUUAAGAAACUUUAAAUUUGCACGUCACAAUAUGAUAUCUAAAGAUUUGAAUAUGUCUAUACUUUUAUGAUACCAUGAUAUUUAAGACUCUUAAACUUUGGGAAUAAAACUAUUGUUACUCCA
Messenger RNA from Branchiostoma floridae (Florida lancelet), 4427 nucleotides. RefSeq lists its product as uncharacterized. The transcript has 16 exons. NCBI's taxonomy places the organism in Eukaryota, Metazoa, Chordata, Leptocardii, Amphioxiformes, Branchiostomatidae. Gene Ontology annotation, cellular component: membrane. The record is from RefSeq and is a predicted model, not a curated record. Gene Ontology annotation, biological process: detection of mechanical stimulus. The coding region runs from base 1 to 3885 and encodes 1294 amino acids. Gene Ontology annotation, molecular function: protein binding; calcium ion binding; calcium channel activity.